Molecule: messenger RNA, 4474 nt
Organism: Heterocephalus glaber (naked mole-rat)
Lineage: Eukaryota; Metazoa; Chordata; Mammalia; Rodentia; Bathyergidae
Gene: Tmc7
Product: transmembrane channel like 7
Cellular component (GO): plasma membrane
Molecular function (GO): mechanosensitive monoatomic ion channel activity
Source: RefSeq, a predicted model, not a curated record
GAGGCCCCGUGCCCACGGAGGGCUCUGAUGGCCGUCCGCGCCGUGAUGGGUCUCCGAGGGGCCGGCUCUCCAAAUCACGGUCUCAUCCGCUAAAUGAAAGGCACAAGAAAGAGCCCCUCCAGACCCGGGGUUCUGGGAGGUGUUGCCUGUGCCCCGACUUUUUAGACUUGACUGUUAGAUCAACUACAGACCGAAUUCUGCCUGGGCUCUUCAUUGCCGUGUAACUUUCGAGAACCUCUCUCUGGACUCCAGCUGCUUCUCCUCUCCCACUGUGAACUUCCUCCAAGAACUGCCAAGCUAUCGGUCCAUCGCUCGAAGGAGAACGACCCUCCUUUCCCGAGACAAGCAAAGUGGCACAUUGCUGAACCCGGCAGACUCUUCCAGCUCCCAUCUGGAGGGAGAAAUCACUGAAAACUUCAACAGCCAAUCCAUUCGGAAGUAUGCGCUGAACAUUUCUGAGAAGCGGAGACUAAGGGCCAUUCAAGAGACCCAAAUGAAGUAUUUAUCGGAGUGGGACCAGUGGAAACAGUACAGCAGCAAGUCGUGGAAGAGGUUCUCGGAGAAGGCUCGUGAGGUGACCAGGCAUCUGGAGCUGUGGAGGGAGGACAUUCGCAGCAUAGAAGGGAAAUUUGGCACUGGGAUCCAGUCCUAUUUCUCCUUCUUGAGGUUCCUGGUGUUGCUGAAUUUGGUGAUAUUUCUGAUCAUCUUUGUGUUGGUUUUGCUCCCAGUUUUGCUCACCAGCUACAAAUUCACCAACAGCACCUUUGUGCUCAUUCCACUGAAAGACAUGGAUAUGCAAUGUACAAUACAUCCAGUAAGCACUUCUGGACUCAUCUACUUUUACAGUUAUAUCAUAGACCUGCUUUCUGGCAGUGGCUUCCUGGAGGAGACCAGUCUCUUUUAUGGACAUUACACCAUUGAUGGCAUAAAAUUUCAGAACUUCACCUAUGAUCUACCCCUGGCUUAUUUGAUAAGCACAAUUGCCUAUCUGGUCCUGAGCCUCCUUUGGAUAGUGAAAAGGUCAGUGGAAGGGUUUAAAGUCAACCUGAUUCGGAGUGAGGAGCACUUCCAGAGUUACUGCAACAAGAUCUUUGCUGGCUGGGACUUCUGCAUUACCAGCCGCAGCAUGGCUGACCUGAAGCACAGCAGCUUGCGGUACGAGCUCCGAGCAGAUCUGGAAGAAGAGAGAAUACGGCAGAAAAUAGCACAAAGGACCUCAGAGGAAACAAUACGGAUUUAUUCUCUGAGACUGUUUUUGAACUGCAUUGUUUUAGCUGUUUUAGCUGCAUGCUUUUAUGCAAUCUAUUUAGCAACCACCUUCUCACAAGGACACAUGAAAAAAGAAAUUGACAAGAUGGUUUUUGGAGAGAACCUGUUGAUACUGUACCUCCCGUCCAUUGUGAUCACAUUGGCCAAUUUUAUCACCCCGAUCAUCUUUGCCAAGAUCAUCCACUAUGAGGAUUACUCGCCAGGCUUUGAGAUCCGGCUGACAAUUCUUAGGUGCGUAUUUAUGCGGCUGGCCACCAUCUGUGUGCUGGUAUUCACGCUGGGCUCCGAGAUCACAUCCUGUGAUGACAACACAUGUGAACUCUGUGGCUACAACCAGAAGCUCUACCCGUGCUGGGAGACCCAGGUUGGGCAGGAAAUGUACAAGCUGAUGAUCUUCGACUUCAUCAUCAUCUUGGCUGUGACGCUCUUUGUGGAUUUCCCCAGAAAGCUCCUGGUGACCUACUGCUCCUCCUGGAAGCUGAUCCAGUGCUGGGGACAACAGGAGUUUGCCAUCCCAGAUAACGUGCUGGGGAUAGUGUAUGGGCAAACCAUUUGCUGGAUCGGAGCCUUUUUCUCACCCCUGCUCCCGGCAAUUGCGACCUUGAAGUUCAUUAUCAUCUUUUAUGUGAAGGAGUUGAGUCUUCUUUAUACCUGCAGACCUUCCCCACGGCAGUUCAGAGCGUCCAAUUCUAAUUUCUUCUUCCUGCUGGUGCUACUGAUCGGGCUGUGCUUGGCAAUUAUACCUCUGACAAUCAGCAUGUCCCGCAUCCCUUCCUCAAAAGCCUGUGGGCCAUUCACCAACUACAACACUACCUGGGAGGUCAUCCCCAAGACUGUGACCACCUUCCCCAGCUCACUGCAGUCUGUGAUUCAUGGCAUCACGUCAGAAGCGUUUGCUGUGCCUUUCUUCAUGAUCAUCUGCCUCAUCAUGUUCUACUUCAUUGCCCUGGCCGGAGCACACAAGCAAGUGGUCAUCCAGCUCCGAGAGCAGCUGUCUCUGGAAAGUCGUGACAAGCGCUAUCUAAUCCAGAAACUAACAGAAGCCCAGCAGGAUCUGAGGGACCAAUAGAUCGGGCAUGGAGGUGCUGCUGUCUGCUUCUCAGUUGGCCUCCUGACUGCUGAGCCUACAAAGUCUGCCUGGGUUCUGAGUGGAAAUUUUAAAAUGUAUUUUUCUGGAGUUUAAGCUUUCGUGAGAUGAAUUUCCUGUGCAUAGCUGUGGUGGCCAUGUUUGCAUAUCCACCUUUUAGUGACUUAGAAGUGCAGGUUGAAACCCGGGCCUUUACCUGUAGACUAAUAACUCAGUGAUAACUCUACCAAAACAGUAGCUGUUCAGGGUUUUACAACAAAAAUCAAGGAGAGGCUUUUAUAUGUUUUUAAAAGCUUGUUUUAUGUUGUCUUUCAAAGUUAACCCUAGGUCAUCUGUUCUCAAAACUGGGUUCUUUUUUUGAACCUGGUUCUAAGAGUUUAGUCUGAGGAGUUUUCCUUAAAAGCUGUGGCUCUCCUGAAUAACUCUAGUGACUUAAAAUGAAACCUGAAUUUUUUAAAUUAAGAGCAUUCUUGAAUCAUGAUGUCUGGAACAGGUGGUAAGAACAUGAAGCAGAUUGUCAUGUAAUUUUAGCUUACAUGGUAGUAGUAGGGGAAAAAAGUCGGUUCCUGCUGUGAAGAAGCAGUCCCUCAAUACCUUGAUUAACCUUCACAAAGAGGGGGGCUGCAGCAGGUUGGCGGCCUUGACUUCUUAGCUUUGUAGGCAUUUUGCCAUAGCUUUAUUUAUUACUCAGGGGAAAGCUGCCUUUAAUUACCCAUAAGCCUUCAGUUUCUGUCUGGUCUUCAGUUCUGAGACUUGGCAGAGAACCCUGCACUGUUGAAAUUAGGAGGCAGUCUCUCAGUCUUCCAGAUGCUGUUUCCCUUCCUGCACUGAGAUGUCCGUUUCUGAAGGACACACACAGCAUUUCAGAGCCAGGCUUCGAGGGCUGUUUAGUAUUGGAGCUAUGGGUUAUGUGCAUAAGUGUUUAGUGGUAUGGGUUACAGCUCAGCCUUUUCAUUAUACCAGCCUGUCACAUACACCAAGUUAGAUUGGUUGCUGGUUUCUUAAAUAUACAUUUCUGUAUUUUCAAAGGCUGUUGUUUGUUUUCCUGUACUUAAAAUUUUAAGUGCACAUGCCUUUAUUUUGCAAAACAUUACAAAAGCACAAUAUCUAAGAUUUCCGUUAAGAGUAAAAAAUAAAUGCAAUAAAUACCUCAUGAUAAGCAUACCUAAAUUUGACAGCAUGAACCUUUUCAUUGAAGCCUAAGUUAUUGCUUAAUGCAAUCCAUUUUCAUUUUAAUAUCUUUAAAAUCUUUGUCAAAGUAUUUUGUCAAGUUUUUUUCAUUGUUUUUCUUCCUUUCACUGGCUCCAAACCUUUGGUGGAAUUUAAAGUUGGAUGCAGCUUUAGAAAGCUACUGCUAAGAACAGUUCUGACCCACCCUCCCGCACUGCCCCAUUACUCUUAACAUGAUUUGCUCCUUGCCCUGGGAAGCAAAGAAGCUUGUCAUCUUAUACAUUUCUAGAUUCCUGAUCUUUUGUCACAAACAUGCACAUGUGCGUUUGUGCGUGCGUGCAUGUGUGCGUGCGUGCAUGUGUGCGCGUGUGCGUGUAUGUAGGAAGGCGGUGCUGGGGAUGGAACCCACGUCUUCAGUAUAUGCUUUUGUACCACUGGGCUACUCCCUGACCUCAACACAACCAUUUUCUCGCUCUUGUAUGAAGUACUAUUAACAUGGGAUAUAUCUGUACCUGUCAGACUGAUGUACUUUACAAUCUUUUCCUGUCUGGUUAAGGUUUAUGAAUUUCUAAAUGAUUUAAUAACUGGUAUCAUAAAAUUUGAGUAAUCCAAAGUCCAUUUCAUUCUCACUUAAAAAACAAAUUUUGGCAUUUCUGCCUAGCACUUUUGUAAUGUGGUUGCCUUCACCAUGCUCCUGAGGAGAGUCCAGGUUUCUGUUUGUGUGUUUGUGUGUUGUAUAAAAUAAAAGUAUAUUGCCAUGUUUUCUUUGCAUCAUAAAAUUGAUAGUGAAAUAUGCUAACUAGCAUAUUAGUUUUACUUAAGUGCUGCUAAUUUGCAUACCUUAUACUUGAAUUUUUAUAUGUUUUGAUAACUAAUAACUUCAAGUGAUGUCUGUAUAAUUUUUAAAGUGCAGCUGUCUAAUGUGUAUUAAAACUACUGAUUAAAUAA